Rattus norvegicus (Norway rat) is the source of this 1597-nucleotide messenger RNA. It is a transcript of the gene Cops4, whose product is annotated as COP9 signalosome subunit 4. The record is from RefSeq and is a predicted model, not a curated record. Gene Ontology annotation, cellular component: nuclear speck; synaptic vesicle; cytoplasm. Gene Ontology annotation, biological process: protein deneddylation. NCBI's taxonomy places the organism in Eukaryota, Metazoa, Chordata, Mammalia, Rodentia, Muridae.
UAAUUCCGGCUCCCAUAUCCGACGCUCUGGCCCACUAAGAUGCUACUCUAUGGCAUCUAGCUUCCCCUCUGCCGGCUUCUGGAGGACCACACUCGUUUCCUUUUUGGCAGCGAGAGGUCCCGCAGCCGUGGCUGAGCUGGAAGAAAGAUGGCGGCUGCCGUGCGACAGGAUUUGGCCCAGCUCAUGAAUUCAAGCGGCUCUCACAAAGAUCUGGCGGGCAAAUAUCGUCAGAUUCUGGAAAAAGCCAUUCAGUUAUCUGGGACAGAACAACUAGAAGCAUUGAAAGCUUUUGUGGAAGCGAUGGUGAACGAGAACGUCAGCCUUGUGAUCUCACGGCAACUGCUAACAGAUUUCUGCACACACCUCCCCAACCUGCCAGACAGCACAGCCAAGGAGGUCUACCAUUUCACCUUGGAGAAGGUCCAGCCUCGGGUCAUCUCCUUUGAGGAGCAGGUGGCUUCCAUACGACAGCGUCUUGCAUCUAUUUAUGAGAAGGAAGAAGACUGGAGAAACGCAGCCCAAGUGUUGGUGGGGAUUCCUCUGGAGACAGGACAAAAACAGUACAACGUAGACUAUAAGCUGGAGACCUACCUGAAGAUCGCGAGGCUAUACUUGGAGGAUGACGACCCUGUCCAGGCUGAGGCUUACAUAAACCGAGCUUCCUUACUUCAGAAUGAAUCCACAAACGAACAGUUACAGAUACACUAUAAGGUUUGCUAUGCACGUGUCCUUGACUACAGAAGGAAGUUCAUUGAAGCCGCCCAAAGGUACAAUGAGCUCUCUUACAAGACAAUAGUGCACGAAAGUGAGAGACUGGAGGCCUUGAAGCACGCACUGCACUGCACCAUCCUAGCGUCGGCAGGACAGCAGCGCUCUCGGAUGCUGGCUACCCUUUUUAAGGAUGAAAGGUGCCAGCAACUGGCUGCUUAUGGGAUCCUGGAGAAAAUGUACCUAGACAGGAUCAUCAGAGGGAACCAGCUUCAAGAAUUUGCUGCAAUGCUGAUGCCUCACCAAAAAGCAACCACAGCUGAUGGUUCCAGCAUCUUGGACAGAGCUGUUAUUGAGCAUAAUUUGUUGUCAGCAAGCAAAUUAUAUAACAACAUCACCUUUGAGGAACUCGGAGCUCUUUUAGAGAUCCCUGCAGCUAAGCACGAGAAGCCCUGCCGACGUGGGACAAGCAGAUCCAAUCACUUUGUUUCCAAGUAAAUAACCUCCUGGAGAAGAUUAGUCAGACAGCCCCCGAGUGGACAGCGCAAGCCAUGGAGGCGCAGAUGGCCCAGUGAGUCCUGGAGCUCCGUGCACACUGCGUCUUUGCACUUUGUGCGGAUCGAUUCACUGCCCUCACAGCAUUUGCAUCGUGACCAUAGACAUCUCAGUCCUUUUUUGCCAGCUCCCACGUGAGGACGACGCAGGAGCAAGCAGUGCAGCCUUGAAGCAGUAGCUCCCGUGCCGCCUGGGUCUAUGUUGAGCUGACUCGGGUGUCUUGAAAGCUUGUUCUUUAAGUGAGCAAGCGAGCGAGCUGGGUAGUCGUGUAAAACUUCAGUGCUUUGUGCCUCUCCAGAUGUGGUUACUCUAAUAAACGGAGCGAUGAACCAGA